Messenger RNA from Xyrauchen texanus (razorback sucker), 2773 nucleotides. Its product is annotated as AN1-type zinc finger protein 3-like. The record is from RefSeq and is a predicted model, not a curated record. Bases 272 to 952 code for a protein of 226 amino acids. Gene Ontology annotation, molecular function: DNA binding; zinc ion binding. Lineage: Eukaryota; Metazoa; Chordata; Actinopteri; Cypriniformes; Catostomidae. The transcript has 6 exons.
CUCGCCAGCUGAUCGGCCUCGACUCCCGGUGCGGUCCGUCGGACUGUACGCGGCCGUUGAUUUGUUGAUUUGUGUUUAAAUUAAGUCAAAUAUACAGUAACAGCCACUCGUGCACGCAUAUUUAACUUCUUUCGCUGUCUUUUUACAUCGGGGAUUGAGCUGUAAAGCGUUUUGGGGUAAACGUCGAGCCGAGGAAUUCCCGCACAAGCAUUAGGCCGCUAGCGGAUCCCCGGUUUUUCUUUCAGCAGCACGCCGCCUUCUCGUCGCCACCAUGGGGGACACAGGGAGCGAACGCAGCAAGCCGCCCAGUAUACCUCCCCGCUGCCCAUGCGGAUUUUGGGGGUCUAGCAAAACCAUGAACCUCUGCUCCAAAUGCUUUGCUGACAUACAGAAGAAACAGCCAGACGAGGACUGCACUCCAGAGCCCGUCCCCAGCUCCAGCAAUAGCCAAUCAGCAGUCUUCUGUAACGAGACAAGCAGCAGCAGUAGCCAAAACCUGUCCUCCAAGCCAGCCAGCUCUGAGGAGCCCUCAUCAGAAGCCACGCCACUUUCUGCACAGGAAGAAGUCUCCAGUACAGACACAGCUCGCGGCACGCUAUCCACUCCAACAAAACGACCCUGUGACUCAGCCUCAGGUUCAGAGAGCGAAUCGUCCCCGGAGAAGCGUGUUCGAUUGGGCGAAGCCUCGUGUUCUGAAGAUUCUCCAAGAGUUCCCAAGCAGAAGAACCGUCGGCGGUGCCAUCGCUGCCAAACCAAACUGGAGCUUGUACAACAGGAGCUGGGGUCCUGUCGCUGUGGUUAUGUGUUCUGCAUGUUGCACCGGUUGCCGGAGCAACACAACUGUAUGUUUGACCAUCUGGGCCGCGGCCGAGAGGAAGCUGUGCUGAAGAUGGUUAAGCUGGACCGCAAGGUGGGACGAACCUGCCAGCGCAUCGGCGAGGAGUGCUCUUGAAUGCCCCCCCCCCACACACACACACACACACACACACACACACACACACACACACACACACUGCAGUCCGCUUAUUCAGCUAUCUGUGGUGCUUUCAUACAUACACACACAUACACCUCAAUCACCCGUUAGUGGCAUCUUUAUUCCUCUGUUACAUCUCAGAGGACUCAACACCGCUUAAGUAGCCUCAGGCUCAUCACACACAGGCACCUUCACUGCCUUAACUUUCUGUUGUCUGCCCCCACUCCCACACACAGCCCCUCAUACAGUACAAAUACAGGUCAGUAGGUCAGAUUAAUGUCCCUCAAGGUCACGCUUCCAAACAGUCUGUACUUUGGAGAACUGCACUUUCUCAUUGGCAGCGAUCGACUCCAGGGGAACACAUCAGUCGAUCAAAUCCUCUGGGAAUUUCUGUUCAACAUCCAGAAGUCUCCAUCACACGGACGUUUACAUGACCUGGAUCCCACUGUCCCGUGAUGACCUUGGGAAAAGCCCGACUUUGCUUUUUCGGCACAGUGGCUCUUUCGCGGUGUGAGUGAUUUUCCUCGGCUGAGCUGCGAGAGAGCCGUGCCUGUUUUACUCUCAUACACUCUCACUCACAUAUGCACUUACAGCUGUGUUGUCAUAUAACGCUUGGUCCAACAUGAGGGCCGAGGCGAAUCAAAACGGUACCCUUUUUGGGUGCUGUUGGGAAAGGGCCGCCCACAACUCAUCUGGGAACUGUAAUUCGUUCAGGUCUGAUUAAACACUCUGUAACCUCGUAAAACUCCCAUCAGCCCCUGCAAAAUAUGCUCUGCCUCUUUUUAAAACAGCUGAAAAUCUGUUCAUUCUUACCCCUUUUUCUCACUAGUUUCUAUACUGUCCCUUGCCUGCCCAUGCUACUUUUUUCUUGCUAAACUGUCUUUCUGUAUUCUCUGUAUUCUUUCUCUUUUUCUUCCUCUCCUUCACUUCCACGGCAUUAUGGAGGGAUGUGUUCACCACAGGUGGGAACGGGGAAGGUAGAAUGUCCAUUCACCUGUGCUUUUGUUUUAUUUUUUACUUUCAACUGGUUUCUGUUAAGAUGUUGACAAGGACAGAACUGAAGAAAAGAGAUGAAUAUUGUGUAUCUUAAGAAAAAUCCUUAUUUAACCUCCUUUGUGUUUCUGGUUAACUCUCACUCUAGCAUAGAGCUGUAUUACUUUGCCCUUUUUAGGUUAAGAUAAAAAAUACAUACAAGAAUUAUGAAGAUAUGGAUGAGAUAAAGCUUCUGUAGCCUUUUUUGAUUUCUUAUUUUCCUUAUUUCCUUUUCUCUUUUGCUGAAAAAGAAUAAACUGGAUUAGAGGAUGUGUGGUAUGCUUUUUUUAAACGUGUAUGAAUUAAAGAAAUUCUAUUCAUAUACAUGUACACAAAGGUUGGACAAAAGAAAAGCGACAUAUAAUAGUCAUGACAACUCGUGGGAGAAUUAGUAUGAGAUGUCGAAAUCAUUAUACAGUUAAUUCAGAAAGUAUUUUUCUCAGAUUCUGUUAUGUUGCAGCCUUAUGAUGAAAUGCUUUUAGAUUAUAAAUUUUUCACAUCAAUCUACACUCCAUACCCCAUAAUGACAGAUUUUUGAUAACUUUACAAAUAUAAGACUUAAGUAUUCAGACCCUUAUCUCAGUACUUCGUUGAAGCACCAUUGGCAGUGAUUACAGCCUCAAGUCUUUUUGGAUUUGGGGAUUUUCUGCCAUUCUUCUCUGCAGGUCCUCUCAAGCUCUGUCAGGUUGGAUGGGGAAUGUCGGUGGAUAGCCAUUUUCAGGUCUCUCCAGAGAUGUUCAAUUGGGUUCAAGUCACCCCCACAGCAUG